Molecule: messenger RNA, 555 nt
Organism: Lottia gigantea (owl limpet)
Lineage: Eukaryota; Metazoa; Mollusca; Gastropoda; Lottiidae
Exons: 3
Coding region: 1-555 (184 amino acids)
Source: RefSeq, a predicted model, not a curated record
AUGGCCAAUAAGUCAAAUAAAAGUGCUGUUGUCAUAAUACCACCCAAGAGUGUAUGGGAGCAAAUUCAAAAUAUAAGAAGUAAAUUUGAUAAGGCUUAUGACAGAUGGAUGCCCCAUAUCAACUUAAUCUAUCCAUUUGCUCCUGAUUCUGAAUUCUCAAAUUUACUGCCAAGAUUGAAAGACCAAUUACAAAAUGUUGCACCUUUUACUGUUGUUUUUACUAAAGAUUCCAUUGGAUACUUUGAACAUGGACAGAGGUGUGGAUUAUGGUUAAAACCUUUGAUACAUUCCCAGCAGUACAGUAGGCCUACAGAUUCUAAUCAUCUUCAGCAACUGUUUCCUAACUUUAAUGACUUAAAUGUUAUCAAUGAAAAAGGAUUUCAACCACAUUUGACUUUAGGUCAAUUCAAGCACAAUGAAAUUCAAAGAGUAGUAAAUGAUUUAAAACAAAACUGGAAACCAGUAAAUUUUAAAGUAGAUGAGAUUUUUCUAAUAAGUAGGAAAGGCUUUUCAGAUCCUUUUGAAAUAAGAGAUUCUGUUGCAUUAGGAAAUUGA